AUGUCGUCGAGUUCAAAAGAUACAAUUCCCCCUCCAAGAGGAAUACCUGCUAUAACUGGUGAUAUAGAUUACAGUAAAGCAUUUCAUGUUUUUCCAAAAGAAUUACAACCUUUCCGAGGGACUAUAAUUGCAUAUGGUGCGUCAUUAUUUUCAACAUUUGUUGGAUUGCCAUUUGAUGCUGUUAAAAUUCGAAUGCAAACUCAUAAACAAUUCACGGGUUAUUUUGAUUGUUUCAAGAAAACUUAUGUCAAAGAAGGAUUAGCAGGAUUUUUCAGAGGUUCUACACCCGUACUAAUAUCAACAUCUUUUGCUAAAUCUUUAAGCGUUUCAUUAUUCACUACGGUUAAACCUUAUACUUAUAGUGUGUUAUAUGAGUCGCCAUGGACUAAGAAUCUUGAUAAUACCAGUCCUUUUCUUAAAAACAUUCCUGUUUGUUUCAUUUCAGGAUUAAUAUCAGGAGCAGGUGUUUCGGUAUUUGCGUGUCCUUUUGAAUUCACAAAGAUUUAUGCACAAUUAGAAAGGUUGGUCACCAGUAAAUCAAUUAAGGAAUUAUCAAAUCUCAAACCAGCCGAAGCACUGAAACCAUCACCAACUAUUCUCAACCCAUCUAAAUCAAUUUCUACGGCCACAAUAGUUAAAGAAAUUGUUAAAAGUGAUGGAAUUACUGGUUUAUAUUCUGGUUUUAGAUAUCAUGCAAUGAGAGAUUCUAUAUCCACUGGUAUUUAUUAUUCAAUUUAUGAAUCUAUGAAAUGGGCUAUGAACAAUUUCAUCAAUAAAGAUCCAUCAAUUUCUUCUCCAUUUUCUGUAUUAUUAGCUGGGGGACUUUCGGGAGUGUUCAGUUGGAUCUUAAUCUUCCCAGUAGAUACCAGAAAGGCAUUGAUUCAAAAAGAUGCAGUGACAAACAUCUUAAGAAAAUCGCAUGGAUUAGAACCAUUACCUACAAAAUCUAAACAAGAAAAACUUCAAGGUAGAGCAUAUCGUGGAUUAGGAAUUUCCAUUACCAGAUCGUUUAUAGUCAAUAUGGUUUUCUUUGGUGUAUUUGAAUUAGGUAUGAAGUACUUAUCUUAG
Messenger RNA from Candida tropicalis MYA-3404, 1068 nucleotides. RefSeq lists its product as uncharacterized. Gene Ontology annotation, molecular function: transmembrane transporter activity. The transcript has a single exon. NCBI's taxonomy places the organism in Eukaryota, Fungi, Ascomycota, Pichiomycetes, Serinales, Debaryomycetaceae. Gene Ontology annotation, biological process: transport. The record is from RefSeq and is a predicted model, not a curated record. The coding region runs from base 1 to 1068 and encodes 355 amino acids.